UCUUGAUCUAUACUGAGGGCAUGUUGCACGCAUCGGCAUCAACGGAAGCGUUGGUAGAUUUGUCUCGAUCAAAGCGUAUUUCUGGUAAAGUAAAAUCAAAUUCAUCGUUUGGAUCUCUGAUGGAGUCGUCGUCUUCUUCUUCCUUCCAAUCUCUCGAUUCAUCCGAAUAUGUUAUAUCUAAUUUAGAUCAUUUCAAUCUAUUCAUUCUACGCCCGUUCCUCGCUACCACCUUCGUCCUCUCCUUCAUUCUUCUAGGUUGGUUGUUGGCGUGGAAGCUAGUAUUGGUUCAUGUUCCCCUUGUGCAAGAGAUCUUCGGUUUGCGGAAUAAAUCCCGGAAACCCAAACCCCAGACUGGCCGCCUUUCUCGAUUCUAUAGCAACAUUAAUGCCCGCGACCCUGCUUCUGGCUGAAAGGACAGCUUUGGAUUGUAGAGGAAGCCAAUUUCUUGAAGUUUUCCUCUUUCAAAUGGUGGGGAAGCAAACAAACAAAACCAUGGUUCUUUAUCCACUGAUUUGAUGAUUGAGAGAGGAUGCUUCUUUGUAUAUAAACUGUUUUUUUUUUUUUUUUCAAAUUAUGAUAUAAAUCAGAUCUGAGUAUUGUUUGAUUCAUACUAAUUUUAAUAACAAAAGACAAAUGUGUGUAGAAUUAUUGGGUGACUAAGGACUUUGGGAACCAAUAUUAGUGUUAGGGCACAGCUGCACCUUUUUGAGGCCA
Molecule: messenger RNA, 714 nt
Organism: Vitis riparia (riverbank grape)
Lineage: Eukaryota; Viridiplantae; Streptophyta; Magnoliopsida; Vitales; Vitaceae
Exons: 4
Coding region: 21-410 (129 amino acids)
Source: RefSeq, a predicted model, not a curated record